Schistocerca cancellata (South American locust) is the source of this 2948-nucleotide messenger RNA. It is a transcript of the gene Afg3l2, whose product is annotated as AFG3-like protein 2. Gene Ontology annotation, biological process: mitochondrial protein processing; protein-containing complex assembly. The coding region runs from base 139 to 2568 and encodes 809 amino acids. The record is from RefSeq and is a predicted model, not a curated record. The transcript is spliced from 15 exons. Gene Ontology annotation, molecular function: ATP hydrolysis activity; ATP-dependent peptidase activity; zinc ion binding. Gene Ontology annotation, cellular component: membrane; m-AAA complex. Lineage: Eukaryota; Metazoa; Arthropoda; Insecta; Orthoptera; Acrididae.
UACGAAAUCGAAAGUGUUAGCAUAUCGGAAGUUACUGUAAAAUGAUGCAAAAUUCGAGCUUGUGGUAGUAAUAACUAAGCUUGUUCAGGUUAGGGAUGUUACUGUGGAGGCUUAGUUCUUCGUAAACGAUUUUAGAUAAUGGCUCACCGGUUGCUGACAACUGCAAGAAAGUUGGAAAAGUUGCUGUGGAAUGGAAUUAGACGUGGCGAUAUUAACAACUCAAUGUUGAAGAGGAACCUUUCAAUACUCCAGAAAUCAGCAAACUCUCCUAGUUUGGCAACAAUCAUACGGGAAUGGCAACUGAUUUGUGAAAGACCUCCAAAGGGUUUUGAGAAGUUUUUCAAACCAGGUACAGGCAAACAAUCGUCAAAAAAUGGAAAACCAAAGGAAGAUGUUCCAAAAGAGGCACAGCAGCCACCACCUUCGAGAGGAACUAGUCAGCCUCCACCCAAGUCUACCCAGAGGCCAUAUGAUCAGUGGUCAUUUGGGAUGUUUGGAGGUCAGUCCAGGGGUACUGGCCCAGGAGGUGGAAAGCCAUUUGGUGAUGGAGGAGAUCGUGAGAAAUGGCUUGUACUUGGCAUGAUAGGCACUGUGGCUCUUCUUGGAACCCUAGCAUUUUAUGAGAUGGGUUAUAAGGAAAUAGCGUGGAAAGAAUUUGUCAACAAUUACCUUGCAAAGGGAAUUGUGGAAAAACUUGAAGUUGUCAAUAAGAAGUGGGUCCGUGUACGUUUAAUGCCAGGAAACACAGUGGAUGGCUCAAGUGUGCUCUGGUUCAACAUUGGCAGUGUUGAUUCGUUUGAAAGAAACCUUGAAAAUGCACAAAUUGAAAUGAAUAUUGAGCCACCAAACUUUGUUCCAGUAAUAUAUAAGACUGAACUGGAAGCUGCAAGCCUUACAGGCAUUCUUCCCACUUUAAUGAUAAUAGGAUUCUUGAUUUAUAUGAUGCGAAGAUCAGCUGAAGUGAUGGGAGGACGUAGCGGCCGGAAAGGUGGUGGCUUGUUUGGUGGUGUUAUGGAAUCAACUGCCAAAUUAAUAAACUCGAGUGACAUUGGAGUGAGAUUUAAGGAUGUUGCCGGGUGUGAAGAAGCUAAACUGGAGAUAAUGGAGUUCGUUAAUUUUCUCAAGAAUCCUCAGCAGUACAUUGAUUUAGGAGCUAAAAUCCCCAAAGGUGCAAUAUUAACAGGUCCUCCAGGAACUGGCAAAACGUUACUUGCAAAGGCAACUGCUGGUGAAGCAAAUGUGCCUUUCAUAACAGUUUCAGGUUCUGAAUUCCUUGAAAUGUUUGUGGGAGUUGGCCCGUCUCGGGUCAGAGACAUGUUUGCUAUGGCUCGAAAACAUGCACCUUGCAUUCUAUUUAUUGAUGAAAUUGAUGCAGUUGGUAGAAAAAGAGGUGGCCGUGCCUUUGGUGGCCAUUCAGAACAAGAAAACACUCUGAACCAGCUGCUGGUUGAAAUGGACGGAUUUAAUACAACUACUAAUGUGGUUGUGCUCGCUGCAACAAAUCGUGUUGAUAUACUAGACAAAGCAUUGUUGCGACCUGGUAGAUUUGACAGACAGAUAUUUGUUCCUGCUCCAGACAUUAAAGGAAGAGCAUCAAUAUUUAAAGUACAUUUACAGCCUUUAAAAACUAGUUUAGACAAGACUGAUCUGGCAAGGAAAAUGGCAGCCUUAACACCAGGUUUUACUGGUGCCGACAUUGCCAAUGUUUGUAAUGAGGCUGCGUUGAUUGCUGCUCGUGAUCUGAGUGAAUCUAUAUCAAUGAAAAACUUUGAACAAGCUAUUGAGAGAGUUGUAGCGGGAAUGGAGAAAAAAACUAAUGUCCUUCAGCCUGAAGAGAAGAAGACCGUUGCAUAUCAUGAAGCAGGGCAUGCUGUAGCUGGAUGGUUUCUUGAGAAUGCUGAUCCUUUAUUGAAGGUCUCCAUCAUUCCUCGAGGUAAAGGAUUAGGAUAUGCCCAGUAUCUCCCUAAGGAACAAUAUCUUUAUAGCAAAGAACAGCUGUUUGAUCGAAUGUGUAUGACUUUGGGAGGAAGAGUAUCAGAAGAAAUUUUCUUUGGCCGAAUUACAACUGGUGCUCAGGAUGAUCUCAAGAAAGUAACACAGAGUGCAUAUGCCCAGGUUGUGCAUUUUGGAAUGAAUGAAAAGCUAGGAAAUAUAAGUUUUGACAUGCCUCAACCGGGAGAGAUGGUUUUGGAGAAGCCAUAUUCAGAGAAAACUGCUCAGCUGAUUGAUUCUGAGGUUCGUCAAUUGAUACAGAGCGCUUACGAACGUACAACUUCGUUACUUACUGAUCAUAAAGAUGAUGUCCGAAAGGUUGCAGAACGCUUGUUAAAAAAAGAAAUUUUAAGUCGGGAUGAUAUGAUUGAAUUGCUUGGGGCACGACCGUUCCCUGAAAAGUCAACAUAUGAAGAAUUUGUUGAAGGAACGGGGUCAUUUGAAGAAGACACGACUUUACCAGAGGGUCUUCGUGAAUGGAAUAAAAGCAGAGAGCAAGAUGGAAAUACUGACAGUGGAAAAAGUGAGGAAGAUCUUAAGGGCAAAAGUACAGCAAUGAAGAUCAGUUCAGCAUAAGAUACUAUGUAGAACUCGUCAAGUACUAGUCGCUGGCACCCUCAUAAGCGAGUGAACCUGACUCUUAGGAUGCCUCUGCGAGUUACAGUUAAUCAACAUACCAAAUUGCAUUGUCUUCAAAGAGUGCCAGUUGAUGAGCCAAACAUAAGUGGAAUUUCAUCAUCAGUAAACUGGUCUGAGCAUUUUAAAAAUGCUCUUUUUCUAUGCCAUUAGCAUCAGUCUGCACAUUUUAUAUAUGUGUUGUAUCUGUUAAAACUUUUUUAUUUUAUUUUUAAUUGUUGCCAAUUUAACUGAGGAAUACUUUUGUAAAACAUUGCUGAAGAAUCUAUGUAUUCAAAAUGUUUCUGAAAUACAAAUCAGUAUUUAUGAUUCAGCAGAAA